Messenger RNA from Rotaria socialis, 408 nucleotides. Lineage: Eukaryota; Metazoa; Rotifera; Eurotatoria; Philodinida; Philodinidae. The record is from the annotation of a GenBank genome assembly.
AUGAGCUUGCAAUCACUUAAUCCAGAAUUAGCAGCUAAAAUUUUAUUGUUGACUAAUUUGCAACGAAAUUUGAUUCAAAAUCAAAAUAUUGUAAAGGAAAAUACAGCUGAAAAAAAUAAUUUAACAUCGGCACUAAUCGGACAACAACAAUCAAUCCAUCCACUUUUGAUGCCUUCAUUAAAUGUCUCUUCACAAAAAAUCUCGGCUAUGUUAGCUGCGCUAACUCCAUCAUUGUUGAAAACCAUGCCACUGGAACAACCAUCUCUUGCAACGUCAAGUCACAAUACAAUCAACUCGGGGAUGGUCAAUUCAUCAGCAAAUAUCCGUUCUAAUGCAUCUAGCUUUGGAUGGGGAAAUCGUGAACGUAAAAUGGAAGAAAAUUGGCGUAUGCAAAAUCGAAAUGUUUAG